Frieseomelitta varia is the source of this 2169-nucleotide messenger RNA. It is a transcript of the gene Nprl2, whose product is annotated as GATOR complex protein NPRL2. The coding region runs from base 151 to 1338 and encodes 395 amino acids. Gene Ontology annotation, biological process: positive regulation of autophagy; cellular response to amino acid starvation; negative regulation of TORC1 signaling. The transcript has 9 exons. NCBI's taxonomy places the organism in Eukaryota, Metazoa, Arthropoda, Insecta, Hymenoptera, Apidae. Gene Ontology annotation, molecular function: GTPase activator activity. The record is from RefSeq and is a predicted model, not a curated record. Gene Ontology annotation, cellular component: GATOR1 complex; vacuolar membrane.
GUACAUACUUAAAUAAGAAUUGAAUCUGAAGUAUUAUUGGUUGAUAUUGUAACUUUGACUAUUUCGAUAUGAAAAUUUUUUGCUAAUUUGUUUAAAAUUGUAAAACAAUAAGUAAAUUAAGCUCUUCUUAAUAGCGUAUGGUUACUGAAAAUGACAUCAGUAGCGGAGAAUACAAAAGACAAAGGGCAAGAAGAUCCUAUUCAAUGUAUAUUUUUUUCGGAAUUUCACCCUAUUGUAGGUCCAAUGAUUACUUGUCAGGUUCCAGAUAAUUUUAUUUCAAAAGAUAUUUUUGAUACUGUCAGUGUUUAUAUUAUACCAAAAGCAAAGUUACAACGUAGUACUAUCACAGUAACAUUAAAGGAUUAUAAAAUCCUAGGAUUUCCAGUAAAGAUUGACAACAAGAAAUAUGCAAGAAAUGCCUUUUAUUUUAACUUAUGUUUUGUAUGUGAAGCAAAAGCUCGUACUGUACAUUAUGAACCUGUUGUGAAAAAGAUGUCUGAUUUUUUAAUGGCUCUUGAGGUAGAAAAUUGUUUUUUAUCUGCCUCUGAGGAUAAAACAAGAUUAGCAGAAAUGUUGCAACAGGUAAUGCAGGAUUUGAACUUGCACAAGAUGUGUACAUUAACAGAGGGGACCAUGACGUCCCACUUGAAAGUCAUAAAGUUAGCACCUGAGCCGAAACCAGUUCUUGAUCAUCAGGUACCAAUAUUUUUGGAGGGCCGUGAAGUAUUUCAAAUGGAUCAAUGGGAUUUAACUACCCAACAAGUAUUGCCAUACAUUGAUGGAUUUAAUCAUGUUGCGCGAAUAGCAGCUGAAGCAGAUGUGGAGAAUAAUCUAGUUAAAAAUUGCGUGCAAAAUCUUAUUUAUUAUGGUGUUGUAACUUUGAUUCCAAUAUUUCAAUACAGUAACGUAUAUGCUGCAACUUCUAAAUUAAAAGAAUUGACCGAAAAUACAAAAUUACAAGAACGGUGUAUAGCAUAUGCUUCAAAAUUCCCUAGACAACCUGCGUAUCUUAGAGACAUAUUUCGAAUGUAUGCAAGUAUGACACAUGGCAACAGCAUGAGAGACUUAUGUCAACGUCUUAAUCCUCAGAAUUUAAGAAUUAACGAAAGGCGUUUGGUACAAUUUGGCCUUAUUGAAGGCCUUAUUCGUCGGGUAUAUAAGUACCCGAUAUAUUUACCAGGAUCGCCUUACAAUGAGGAAAUAAAAAACAAUCCAGUUUAUAAGUAUUUUACAGGAACAUAUAGCCUUGACGAAAUUUGUUGCAGUACAGGUCAAUCAGCUGCACAAAUCGAAGAUAUUGUUGAACGUGAUCCGAAUGUUGUUAUGUUAUGGAAGUAAUAUUUAGAGAUGGUAUUUAAUGAACUUUGUUUUCUGUGAUUUUUAUAGAUGUAAGUGUCAUUUAUUUAUGCAGGAUAUAUUAUGAAUGAUGAAUAGAUAGAGUGGAUAGGCGACUUUAUUGUAUAUUACUGAUCAUUCGUUUUACUUCAUUGAUGUAUAUUUGAGGCACUCUAUUUCUUUUCAUUUCCUCACAUUUCCUCUCUAUUGCAUCACAUAGCUUUUUCUUACGUAUAGCGGCUUCUGUGCGAAUUGCUAAACCCUCAUCGAACAUCUUUUGCCUUGCUUCGAUACGUUCUCUUUCUUUUUCAUUGACCUAAUGAAAAUGAUAGUUAUAGAGUAAUUCUGUAAUAUUAUCAAAAGAAUAAUAGUAAGUUGAAAAGUGUAUAAUCUAAUUUUGAAAACAAACCUGUUUUAAUAUUUCGCUCCUAUGAAUUAACGCUUGCCGCUGUUUCUUUUCAAGUUCUUUUUGUUCUCGACAGAAAGCCUCCCUUUGAACACGUACAAUUUUUUCGAAUUCACGUCUCUCACGUUCUAGUUCAAUUGCCUCCAUUACUCGUUUGUUAUUUAUUUGUUUCUUCCUUUCUUCCAUAAGCAAUUUCUGAGCCUCCGCUCUUUUCAGAGCUUCCUCUUUUUCUUUUUGUCUCCAUUGUCGUUCUACUUCUUCUUGAAUUCGUGCAGCGCUCAAGUCAUCGAUUCGUUCCUACAAGGAUGGAACAUGUCAUUAUCAAAAUAUAAGUGCGAAACGUACAAUUAUCUGUCUAUUCUUAUUUGUAAAUAAUGUAUAACAAAAUUUAUAAUGCGCAAUGUAAUAAAGUGAUACAAAUAAAAGAU